AUGCGCUGUACCGCUCUCUCGGCCGCCCUCUUCGCGGCGGGGUCCCUCGCGGCCAACUGCAACGGCCGCGCCGAGCUGUGCGACCGGAAAUACAGCGAGGUCUCCUUCAUCGGGUCCCACAACGCGCCCUUCGUCGGCUUCGGCCCGGCAGACAACCAGUUCGUCUCGGUGACGGAGCAGCUGGACCUGGGCGUGCGCUUCCUGACGGGGCAGACGCAGGAGAAGAGGGGGAACCCGCAGAUGUGCCACACCUCGUGCUUCCUCGAGGACGCCGGCCCGCUCAAGGACUACCUCGGCGAGGUGAAGAGCUGGAUCGACGGGCACGAAAACGAGGUGGUCACGCUGCUCAUCACCAACGGCGACGCCAUCGACAUCAACAAGUUCGCCGACGCCUUCAAGUCGAGCGGCCUCGACCGCUACGUCUUCACGCCCGACCGCAAGCUCGGCCUCAAGGACUGGCCCACGCUUGGCGAGCUGAUCUCGAGCGGCAAGCGCGUCAUCGUCUUCAUGGACUACAACAUGGACACGUCCAAGGUGCCGUACAUCCUGGACGAGUUCGCGUACUACUUCGAGACGCCGUUCAGCCCGACCGAGGACAACUUCGUGCAGUGCGACAUCGACCGGCCGGGCCAGGUGUCGGCGGACGACCGCAUGUUCCUGGCGAACCACAACCUCAACAUCGAGAUCUUCAAGGGCCUGCUGAUCCCCGACCCGCUGCACGCCCGCGACACGAACUCGAUCGAGUCCAUCUCGGAGCAGACCGAGAUCUGCAAGAAGAACUACGGCCGCAACCCCAACGUGGUGCUGCUCGACUUUGUCAACGUCGGAGACACGAUCAAGACCCAGGACCACCUCAACGGCUUCUAG
This is a messenger RNA of Durotheca rogersii, 867 nucleotides long. Its product is annotated as PLC-like phosphodiesterase. Gene Ontology annotation, molecular function: phosphoric diester hydrolase activity. Gene Ontology annotation, biological process: lipid metabolic process. The coding region runs from base 1 to 867 and encodes 288 amino acids. The transcript is spliced from 3 exons. The record is from RefSeq and is a predicted model, not a curated record. Lineage: Eukaryota; Fungi; Ascomycota; Sordariomycetes; Xylariales; Xylariaceae.